UAGCUGUAGAUUCUGGUAUUUUUAGUUCCCGGGUACUUAAAAAAAUUCUUGGAUUUGAAAGAAGUCAUCAAUUUUCUUGAAACUUUUGCUUACAAAUCUUGGCAUUUUGUUGAUUGUUAUGCAGAUUUGACCGGUGAAUUUAUUGUAAGAGAGGCUCAAAAUGGAAAAUAUUUCAAGUCCUGAUGUGGGAUAUGGAUACCAGCCAUCACCUUCUACUGAAACAACAGGUCUUUCGACGUUGAGUGGCAAUUCUUUUGCGUAUUGCAGAACAAACUCAGAGACCUCAGCCUUUUCUGAGCAUACAGAUGAAAACAGUUGUUCUGAGACGGCUUCUCCUAUGAGCUCGCGGAGUCUGAAAGUGCUUUCGAGACUAGGAAUGAGGCAGCACAAGACAAUUGCAGAUGAUCCUGACACAGUAGAUUUAGAGCUUGAAUUGAUGAAGGAGAGAUUUUCAAAGCUGUUAUUGGGAGAGGACAUGUCAGGAGGGGGGAAAGGGGUAGCAACAGCAGUGACAAUCUCAAAUUCCAUCACAAAUCUUUACGCAUCUGUGUUUGGUCAACACCAAAGAUUGGAGCCUUUACAUCCUGACAAGAAAAUAAUGUGGAAGAGAGAAAUGAGUUGUCUCUUAUCUGUGUGUGAUUACAUUGUAGAAUAUGUUAGCACAUCACAGAAACUACAAGAUGGAACCACUGUUGAGGCAUUGACAAGCAGGCCUCGAUCAGAUAUUCACAUCAACCUUCCUGCACUUAGAAAACUCGAUGCCAUGCUCCUCGAAAUCUUGGACAGUUUUGAGGCCACCGAGUUCUGGUAUGCUGAGAAAGGAAGCAUGUCAAACAACUCAACACGUGUUGGAUCGUUUAGGAAGGUUAUUCAGGUUCAGCCUCAGCCUCAGCGCAAGGAAGAGAAAUGGUGGUUACCAGUUGUUUGCGUUCCUUCUGGUGGCAUUACCGAGGAGGCAAGGAAGCAUUUGAGGCACAAGCGCGAUUGUGCCAACCAAAUUCAUAAAGCAGCAAUGGCCAUCAAUAGCAGCAUUCUUGCUGAAAUGGAAAUCCCAGAAUCAUACAUGACAUCACUCCCUAAGAGUGGAAAGGCGAGUGUUGGAGACUCCAUCUAUCGCCACAUGUAUUCAGCAGAGAAAUUUUCCCCUGAACAUUUGCUUGACAGUCUAAACAUAAGCUCUGAACAUGAAGCACUAGAGCUUGCUGACAAAGUUGAAGCUUCAAUGUACACAUGGAAACGUAAAUCAUGCAUGCCUCACGCGAAAUCAUCAUGGGUCCAUCUUGUCUCUGAUGAUCGGACUGAUAAGAAUAAUGUUUUAGCAGAACGAGCAGAAAGUUUGUUGUUUUGUUUGAAGCAAAGGUAUCCCGAACUUUCACAAACAACAUUGGACACAAGCAAGAUUCAUUUCAAUAGGGAUGUUGGUAAGGCAAUCUUGGAAAGCUAUUCUAGAGUACUGGAAAGUUUGGCAUUCAACGUCGUUGCUUGGAUUGAAGAUGUUCUUUUUGUAGAUAAGACCAUGAAAAACCAAGAAGGAUAGGGAUUGCAGUAAGCAAAGACUUUUUUGAUUUCUGCAAAUCAGAGUCAAAUUUUAGCUCCUGUAACAAAGGAUCAUUACUAAAUAGGAUAGCACCAAGUCGAGAACUCGAUCAAAUGGAGGAUCAAUUUCACCACGUGGAAACCAAAUUGAUUGUGUAAUUUGAGAGACGUACUCAAACUUGGAAAAUUUGUUUAUUUUUUAUGGUUUUGUAUAUUUAUAACUUAAAUUCAAGAACCAAAUUCUGUA
This is a messenger RNA of Lycium barbarum (goji berry), 1783 nucleotides long. Its product is annotated as rop guanine nucleotide exchange factor 3. Gene Ontology annotation, molecular function: guanyl-nucleotide exchange factor activity. NCBI's taxonomy places the organism in Eukaryota, Viridiplantae, Streptophyta, Magnoliopsida, Solanales, Solanaceae. Bases 161 to 1537 code for a protein of 458 amino acids. The record is from RefSeq and is a predicted model, not a curated record. The transcript is spliced from 7 exons.